Messenger RNA from Stegodyphus dumicola, 8333 nucleotides. Its product is annotated as inactive tyrosine-protein kinase 7-like. Gene Ontology annotation, cellular component: axon; plasma membrane. The record is from RefSeq and is a predicted model, not a curated record. Gene Ontology annotation, biological process: dendrite self-avoidance; axon guidance; homophilic cell-cell adhesion. Gene Ontology annotation, molecular function: protein kinase activity; ATP binding; cell-cell adhesion mediator activity. NCBI's taxonomy places the organism in Eukaryota, Metazoa, Arthropoda, Arachnida, Araneae, Eresidae.
GUUGCAUUCCGCCAAGUGGCCGAAUCAGUUGAAAAGUGUGAUUUUGUGAAGUUCAAUUUGUGUUUUGCACAGCUCGUUUACGCUUCCACGCGCAUUUGACGCGCCUAAUUUUCUGAAUUAAUAUGACCCUCAGAUAGUGUCAUCGUAACGAUGGCAGUGAACGUGUUCAUAGCUGUGAAAAUGGAUAUUAUUUCGCGGCAGGCUGUACGUUUCGCAGUUGGAUAUAUAUUUUUCCUGGUUGUGGCUUAUGGUCAAGAUAGUUACUACUUUCAGCCACAUCCUCAAGACCAGGACGUCCGCAAGGGUCAAAGUGUCACCCUAGAGUGUGGCGUAUCCAACAGCCGACAUGUAGUAUUUUACUGGACGUUAAACGGCGAUCCUGUCGCUAAUACAUCCCGGAGAUACCAAGAUGGAAGCAACUUACACAUCACAAGAGUCGAUCCUUCCAAAGACCUUGGUGAAUUUAAAUGCAUAGCUACCAACGUUACCACAGGCAUAUCCUUGGCUAGUCAAGGAGCGCAACUGAAUAUUCUCUGGAUAGGGGAACAGGCUCGUGUUAUUCUUCAGAGUCCAGAAUCUGUAGAUCAGCUGGCAGAAAAUGGCGAAAUGGUUUUGCGAUGCAAAGUGGAAGGUAGUUCAGAAGUUCGCUUUGAAUGGUUCCAUAAUGGCCUCAGGAUGUUCCGCAACGAAAGAGUCUCCUUCCGCAACAAACGUCUACAGGUGGCAUCUCUCUCUCCAGCUGACAAUGGAAUCUAUUCUUGUAGAGCUGUAAGCGAUGUUGGAGUUGUCGACAGCAGUGAUAAUUUUGCACUGACACUGCCCAGCGAGACUGCAGCACAAAUCAAGGUUCUUCCAAAAGAUAUCAUUGCUACAAAGAACGGAAGUGCAAGAUUUGAUUGCGUCUUCGAAAAUGCAGCUGCCGUUGAAUGGUAUACUCAGACCAAUGAUGUGCCAUUGGUAAAUAAUAGUAGAUUUACAUUAUAUCCUAAUGGUUCUCUUGGCAUUUCUGAAAUUCGAAGCAGUGAUGAAGGAAUAUACAAAUGUGUUGGGAUUAGUGAUAUAAGCAAAGAAGCACCCCAGCAAACAUAUGCUGCAAGGCUUAAAUUGGCAUUUAUUGAUGGCUUUGGUAUGAGUCCCUUUGAACCUCCCGUUGGACAUGAUGAGCUUAAAGUUGUUCCACUUGGAAGCCAGUUUGAAGUAACUUGUGUGAAACCAGGAGGAAGGCCAAAAGUUAGAAUUUGGUGGGAAGACUCAUCUGGUCGUGUCAUAAGUGAUGCUGGACGUAUUCGUGUUGAUGAUUCUCAGUUGAUAGUUGAUGGGGCUAAAAAGUCAGAUACCGGAAAUUAUACAUGUGUUGCUGAAAAUAUAGCUGGCCAAGAGCGAGCAUCUUUAUAUUUUUAUGUUGCAGCUGCACCUACAAUCACAUUGCCUCCAGUCAGUUUACUUGCUGAAGAAGGUGAAUCAGCAACAUUUACUUGUGAAUUCAAUGGAAGUCCUUAUCCAGUCACAUAUGUCAAGUGGCUUAAAGAUGACCAACCUUUGAAAGAGAGACCUGGACAUUCUGUUAUAUUUCUACACAAUGGAACUCUUAUCAUUCAUAAAGUUGUUAUGUCAGAUUCUGCAGAUUAUGUGUGUGAAGUCAUCACAAAUGGUUUUCCUCCAGCAAAAUCUGAAAAAGCAACUCUUGUUGUUAAAGAGCAACUGAAAUUUGUCCCACCUCCUGUUAGCACAAGACUGGAAUUAGGUUCAUAUACUAAAAUUUAUUGUAAAGCUAGAGGUUCAACACAACCAGUUGUGCGGUGGAUGAAAGUGGGACAUCCAUUCUUUGAUUGGCCAUCUCACAUUCAAGAUGACAAUGGUACACUUUUCUUUAAAGGUGUCACUAAUGAAGAUGCUGGAAAAUACACUUGCAUUGCUACUAGUUCUCAAGGAAUAAUAAAUACUACUAUUAAUGUGGAUGUUGUAGUUAUGCCAAAAUUUGUGAUAGAGCCUGAGGAUACUCAAGCUUAUGAAGGCUAUUCUACUAUGCUGCACUGCCAAGCUUCAGGUGAUCCUAUGCCUGCUGUUCAGUGGGACAAAAAUAAUGUCAUGGAUAAUUUUGAUCAGAAGAGAUUUCAUGUGAUGGAAAAUGGGACGUUAUACGUGUCUGAAGUGCAUAUGGAGGAUGAAGGAAAAUAUGGCUGUACAGUUGGAAACAGUGGAGGUUUUAAAAGAGCUGAAGUCAAUUUGAAUGUUAAAAGUGCUGAAUAUUAUAGUCCUAAUAAUGCUGGAAGAGGUUUCAAUAAUGAUAGUGAAAAUACUAUGACUAAAACAGUUACAGUAACUCUAAGUGCAGCUGCUAUGUAUAUGGGACUAGUCAUCGGACUGAUGGUGUUUUGUCGGAUGAGAAGAGCAAAGAAAAAGGCUAGGUUGUUAGCUGAAGCUACUGCUGAAGUAGCUAAAAGUGAGAAUGGAACCUUGCCAAAUGAUACUGAAAUGAAUGCAUUAUCAACUAAACCUUUAAAAGAUGGAAGUACAACAAAAAGUGAUGGGGAGGCUCAGUCUCAUAGCUCAGGCUCACAUUCUCAUUAUUCGAAACGAAGCCGAGCUUCUUAUGAUAAAGCUCAUUUUCCAAGACAAGAAUUACAGACUAUGAUGCUGUUAGGGCAUGGUGAAUACGGUGAAGUUUUUUUGGCCAAAGCUAAAGGCAUAAUUGAUGCUGAGACAGAAAUGGUUGUAAUGGUAAAAGCCCUUCAAACAAGAGAUGAGAAUGCUCACUUUGAAUAUAAACGGGAAAUGGAUAUGCUGAACAAACUACGGCAUGAAAAUAUCACAAAACUUUUAGGAAUAUGUAGAGAAACAGAACCUUUUCUUUUUAUUACAGAGUAUAGUGACUGGGGAGACUUAAAGCAGUUUCUUCUGGCUACGCGACGAGACAAUUCUAGGAAGGGCCCUAGACCACCACCUCUUAAUGUACCUCAGAUAUUAGGCAUAUGUCAUCAAGUAGCAACUGGGAUGGAAUACCUUUCUAACCAGCGAUUUACACACAAAGAUUUAGCCACCAGAAAUUGUUUAGUCACUUCACGAUUAAAUAUAAAAAUCAGCUUCCCCAGUCUUUCUCGGGAUACUUAUGCUGAAGAAUAUUUCAUGUACAGAAAUCGAACAUUGCCUAUACGAUGGGCACCAGCUGAAGCAAUUCUUGAAGAUGAAUGGUCAACAAAAAGUGAUGUUUGGUCCUUUGCAGUUCUUGUGUGGGAGCUAUUCACACAGGCAGAUCUGCCAUUUUCUGAACAUUCAGAUGAAAUAGUGUUAAAAUUAUUGAACAGUGGUGAACUCAGGUGGAAACCCCCAUCUGGGGCACCUUCAUCUUUAUGUUCUUUACUCCUUACUUGUUGGAGUUCUUGUGCCAGAGACCGUCCUACAUUCACAGAUGUGGUUCUGAAGAUAGGACAAGUGACAGUAGAUAGUCAUUUAUAAACUUUAAAUUGUAAUCAAUUUUUGGCACAUUAUUAUAUUCAAGUGUAAAUUUUUAUCAUUUAAGUCAUCAAGAGUAUAAUUUUAAUAUAAAAUGGAAUUAUUCAUUAUUAUAUGUUUUCAUUUGUGAUUCAUUUAUUUAUCAAAAUCAUAGACUGAAAGCUUCUGUAGUAUCUUGCAUUUAAAAAAUAUCCACUGUUAUCCUGCAGACUAUAUGCAAGGUGUUCUUCUUUUUUAUGACCAUUGCAUUUAAUGACACAGAGUUAAAUGCAGAAGUACUCAAAUAAGUAUACUUUUUUUUUUUUUUUUUUUUUUUUUUUUUUGUGUGUGUAUAUGUUCCUGAAAAUGAGAAAUGUUGGCUUAUUUGUGUUACAUAUGGAACAACGUCAAAUUUCUGUUCAAAAUGCUCAAAAUUUUUUCUAGCAUAUAUAAAUAUGUGAGAAAAGAGACAUAAUAAAAAAAACUCCAGGUAAUUUUUCUUAAUGUUAUAGGCUAUUAUAUUUAUUAGUUUCCAUCUUAGUUGAUAAUAAUAAGCAUUUUUAUUAAGUACAUUGAAACUGAACUAAAACUAGUCCAAAAAUAAAUUUUUUCUGAAGAACAGAGGCAGAUAAUAUGUUGUGACUUAUCUCUGAAAACUGAACUAAAACUAGUAAAAAAAUAAAUUCUUUCUGAAAAACAGAGACGAAAAAGCCCACAAAUUUUACUGUGUCAUGGAGUGCAAGAUUGGCAUAGACUUUUUGCCAAACUCUAUUCCGAUUUUGAGGGUGAUUCCCCCGCCCUGGAUAAGAACCAAGGGUCUCUCAAUCCCUCUUCUUCUAGCAUCAAACCUCUGAAGAAGACUUUCGACUAAACAUGUAUUUUAAUUGCUGGCAAAGACACUAUACGCUUACAAACAUCCCAGCUUUCUCUGGAAUUUCAGCCUGGCCUUAAUGAUAGGCAGUCAGCAAUGCUAACCACUAUACUAAUCAGGGCAGCAAUCGCAGAUCUUUGUUUUGAGAAAAAGGAAGUGAAGUUUUAUGCAUGCAGUUGAAAUGAAUGUAUGCUAAAAAAUGUAUAAUUAAAAACUUAAGUUUUCACAUGUAUUUUAAAAAUAUAAAACUCAUUCAUUUGUUGAAGUUGAGAUAAUAUAUACUAAGAGUAAAAUGCUGUGUAAAAAAAAAGUCCCCCUUCCAUUGUGUUUCUCUUAAAAAAAAGUUAGGUCACAGAAAAAAUACUGUUUUUAAAUGCCAAAUUACAUUAAUAUGCAAUGACAACAAUCAUUCGUUAGCCCUCAUGUCAGUUUAUCUUAGGCUUUAUGAUAAUAAAGCUUGAAAACUAAAUCUUAUAUAUAGUGUGAUUUGAAACAGGUUAUUCUUAAUUUUUAUUGCUUUUAUGUAUAGCCAGAAAUUUUAUUUAUGCUUCAAAUUAAUUUUCUACAUAAUUAUGAUUUUUCAUUGUACCUAGAUAGUACAUUAGAACAAUUUUUGAAGGUGUCAACUGUUCAUCCCAAUAAAAAUGCUUUGAUUUCAAAAGGAAGAAAUGUUUUUAAUACUUUCAAAUGAUUGAUCAAUUUUUUUUUUUUUUCAAUGCAAAUGCAAUUAACUCUUUUUCAUUCUUUUUGGAACUGUGUUUUUUCAUUUUCUGUUAACACCUAAUGUAUUGCUGCAUUUCUUUUAGCUAAUCCAUUAUUUAAAUGACUUAGCAGUUCUAAUUAAUCAUUUAAGUAAAGGAUUUGUUAAAAAAAAAAAAAAAAAAGAGGGAGACUGAUGAUGUUUUAAAUUAGAUCAAAUGUUAUAUAUUUACCAUGGAAAAAAAUGUAUUUUUCUGUGAAUUUCUACUAAGUUUCAUUUACAUUCAUUUUUUGUAUGUUCUAAUACACCACAAUUAGCUACAAAAUUAGUAUUUUAUAAAUGAGUCUGUACUUGUUAGGUCAUUUUUCUUAGACCAUAGCCUUUUUAGGUAUAUUCAAUGUUCUCUUCACACUUAAGCAGCAGUUUUCUUCAAUUUUAAAGAAGUAAUGGAUGAUUGUUACUAAUUUAUGAUAAACUGUAUUUCCUGUAUGAGCACAUGAACUACACAAGUGGUCAACUAGCAUGGUCUUAGAAUAAUUUGCACAAUGCAUUUUGUACCAUGCAUGAAAUCCUGCAUUAUUAUAACUUAUCUGAAUCAUAAGUAUUCUUUUUGUAAAUUUAAUUUAAAUAAAAUAAAUGUGUAAGUAAUUAUAAAAUGCUGUAUAGCUUUUCAAGGUUAUGCACCUGGGGUGUGAAAGACAUUAGUUAUGUAAUUCACUUAAGUUAUAGAACCAUGACUUAUAUAGUGUGGUGCAAUAUCUCAAGAAUCUGUCUUAAAAUUUAUAUGCAGUACAUAUAUUAUUGUAUAUAGUAUUUCAUUAUAAGAUGCUCAUUUUUGAAUUGUUUAGACUGUUUUAUAUAUGUCUGUGCGCUUAAUUUGUUUGUGUGUUUAUAUGAAAGCAUCUAAAACAUACUUUUUCAAAUUGUAAACAGUAAGUUCUUGCAGCUAACUAUAAAAUUAAAUGAGAUAUUUUUUAACAUUCAUCUUUUUAAUAAAACAUUUUAUGCGUAUUUUGAUCGAGUGUUAUGUUACUGAUACAUUUUCUUGCAUUUUAAGAUUUUUAAUUGUGAUAUUUUUUAUAUUGGACUGAAAUUUUAAAAUGGUAAUUAAUUGAAACUAUAGUAAAUAGGUAAUACAAAUGUUUUUGUCACUGAUACAGUGAUAUGAAUUCGAAUCUAUUGAAACAUUUGCCAAAUUUUGAUAUCUUCCAUUUUUAUUCAUUAGAUCAUUAUCAUUAAACUGCAUUAAUUCUGUGUAACCGAUUUUAUAAAAUUUUCAUUUUUACUUUUAUGUCAUUCAUUAUAUAUAAAUUUUAUGCAAUAAUAAUAUCAAGAAGUAACAGUUUCCAAUUAUUUCUAUUUUAAAAAGCUCAUAUUAUUGAGAUCCUUUGCAUUUGUUAUGAAUGAAUGUUAUAUUAUUUAGUAGACUUUGAGGUAUUUGUUUGUGUAUGGUAAGAAAUUAAAUAUGCAGAGAGUAAAAAUUAUUAUGUAAUUUCCUUCCCCAAAUCUUGUUUUUAUAGGCUGCUUGUAAACAGUAUUAUUUUUCCAACAUUUUAUGUAAAUAAGAUAAAUUUUCUGAAUAAGUAAAUGUGUUUUAAAAAAAUUUAAGUCACAUUUUUUAUUUAACCCCUUUAUCUACAGUGACUGGCAUAGCCCGCGUACGAUGGUCGGGCCAAACCUAACUUUCACGGGCAUAGCCCGCAUACAAUGGUCGACCCAAAUCUUAACUUUAACAGGCAUAGCCCGUGUACGGUGAUCAGGUCAGAAUUGAAUAUUACGUGGAAUAUUUGAUAUGCAAUUACAGUCUAAUGCAAUAAUUGUGGUAGACGCAAGUAUUAAAAAAUGUUUAUUUAUACAUUUUGUAAUACUUGCAUACUCCAAAACUCCAAAAUUCAAAAUUAGUAAUCUGUAACAGUAUGAUAUAUUUCAAUGCAUUCUGGUACAUGUAACGGAACUUUACACUUUUUACACUCGUGUUCUAUGUGGAUUUUCUCAUACUUGAUCUGCAUACUGAUUCGUUUCGGUUACGAUAUUGUUCCAAAAUAUGUCAUCAAAUAUUAGAUUAAAUAUAUAAAAUUCUCCUCUACUUUCUCCUAAUUGACAUAAGGCUUCCUCUCUUAUGCCAGGAGUCAUUGUAUAGUCCCAGGUUUUUGGAAUAUUUCUUAAUUCUUUCCAAAGCCAGGACUCUGGUAGUUGAUCGUCAUCAGAUGUAUGAUCAAUAAUUAUUUGCCUAUACUUUCUUCAAAAAUUACAUAAUUCGUCAUGUUUACGAUUGCCCAGAUUAGCGUGUUACACAAGUCGUGCAAAUGUUCCGAAUGCUGCGCGAGCUUGUAUACAAUUUCGGCCUAACAUCUUUGAAUCUAAAUCGUAAAUUAAGGGGUUAAUUAUAUAGUCUUAAAUGCUUUUCUCAGUUUAGCAUUCUGCACUCUAAGACUUAUUACAAAAGUGAGAUAUUUUUAGUGCAUAAUAUAUAUUUAAGUUCAGAUUUUCAUUGCUAGGUGAUUUAAUAUUGCAAAGCUGUGCUCGUUUAAAUUCUCUAUAAAAAUAUUUGCAUGUCAGAGAUAGUUCAUUGUGAACUGCUGUAUUAUUAGUAAUACUAGCAUAUGCUCAAAUAUAUGCUCAUAAUAUUAGCAAUAUGCUCAAAAUUGCAAAUAAACAAAUACUGUAUAAUUUUAAUUUUCACAUUGUGUUCUUUCUUAUCUGAUGUUAACAGUACAAACUGUCAGUGAAAUUUUGAACUAAAAUGUAACUUAUGCGAGAAAAAAUCUCAUCCAAGUUUUUAGGUACAAACUAUGGUGUAGUGUGCGAGUUCUCUAAUUUUAUGAUUUAUAUUUAAUGAUGCCAGGAUCUGUUAAUAAAAAUUUAAUUAAUGUGGAGGACAAAAGUAUGUAGGCAUGGAAAAUAGAAAAAAAAAAAAAAAUUAAAAAGAAGUUUGAAAUAUUGUAUAUGUGAUUUUGAAGUAUGUUUCAUUAGCUUCAUGUGUGAAAAUUUUGAUUUAAGAUAUGUUUUCUAUUUUGCAUAAUUAAACCUUAAGCUCCUAAAAUUUUGUCGUGUUCUGUGUAUUUAGUUGUUAUGAAUAUUUUUGUAAAAUGGUGUAUUACAUUUGUAAAAUACAAAUGUCUGAAUUUAUAAUUUAUUUCAAUGUAAAGCAAGUCCUCUUGUAUUAAAUAUGACUCAACUACUGAAUAUGUAAAUAAAUUCUACAUGUUAAUUUAUUUUAUAUUUCUUAAUGUUAUGCAGUUUCUGUAUAUUGCAGAUAAGAGAUGAUGUCACUAGUCAUGUAAGGCUGUAUUGUUACUAAAUAAAAAUGUUCCUCUUUUUUUUUCGAAA